Molecule: messenger RNA, 1608 nt
Organism: Alternaria alternata
Lineage: Eukaryota; Fungi; Ascomycota; Dothideomycetes; Pleosporales; Pleosporaceae
Exons: 3
Coding region: 425-1525 (366 amino acids)
Source: RefSeq, a predicted model, not a curated record
CACAAAGCAAACCCGUAUACUCGGCGUUGAUAACUACAGCUCGCUUAGUCUAAGGAGGCGCUAUCUACCCAAUCAUGUUUCUUCAUCACAUCAGUUGUUUCUUUCUAGUCUAACAGGUGCCACACGCACUGGGCGCUAAGCCGACUGCCGCGACAGUCCCUUGACAGUCUUUACUGCAAGUAGACGAAAAGAGUAUUGCAGAAUCACUGUAAUGGCAUGGAUUUCUGCGUGGCCAACGCGGGGCAGCUAACGUUAGACCCCGUAGACCGUUCAUCAUUUUUGGUGCCGCGCAUACUCGGACAAACAAACUACAAGCCACGUCUUAUAGAUUAACAUCUUAUAUGUAGGGGCAUGCAAGGCACACAAUCCUUCUCCAUCACUGGACAUUGGAUCUCGAUCUCGUUCUCCGUUCAAUCUUUUGAUCAUGUCCGACCUACGUGCCACCACUAUCAGUGUCAACUUGACGCUGAUCUGCUUGACUUCCCUUGCUAUCAGCUGUCGUAUCGGAAGGAAACUGCGGAUACUGAGCAGUUUUGGCUGGCAUGAUGCACUUGCUACCUUUGCGGCCUCUUGUGCCAUCGUCCUGUCCAUCGUCCAAAUGUACGCGACGCGCCUCGGAGCUGGUCUGCAUGAGAAAGAGAUCGACCCAAACAACAUGGAGAUGCUGAUGAAGUUGGUCAUGACAGCCCUUAUCUUUUACUUCCUUGUAAACUGGGCCGUCAAGCACUCGCUACUGUUCUUCUACGCAGAGCUCACCUUUGAACCAUGGGCCCGUCGAUGGAUCUACGCCAUGCAUGUCAUCGCCUUCUCUUUCGGUCUCACCUGCGUCGUUACUAGCAUCUUCAUGUGCAUCCCUGUAGCAAAGUGGUGGGACCCGACCAUCGAGGGCUACUGCAUCAACCUCUUCAACUUCUCCUACUUCAACAGCGUUUUCAUGUUAGCUUGCGACCUGGUCCUGUACAUCAUGCCCGUCAUCUUCACCUGGAAUAUCAAGCUGAGACGACACCACCGCAUCGCCGUUAACAUCCUCUUCGCCAUGGGCGGUCUCGUGCUAGGCGCAUCUGCCGCACGCAUUUUCUUUGUCGACCAGCUCGCCACACACGGUGACUUCCCAUUCCGCUACGCCGCAUCCAUGAUCUGCGCCGUCAUCGAAAACCACCUCGCCGUCAUCGUCGCAUGCGCGCCCUCCAUCAAAGCCGUCCUCAUCCGCUACUACCCCUCCCUGCAAUCCAAAUUCGAACGCAUCAUCUCCGACGAAGGAAGCUCUGGGAAGCGCAGUGGCAAAGCGUAUAGGACGGGGAGCUCCUCCGACCGCGCUACGCUUGAUCCUGAGGCUGGAACUGCCAACAGCGGCGACGAUGUCAAGUUGCAGAUUGUCAAGACGCAGGAUGUCAAGGUUGAGAGGCCUGAGGUGGGAAGUCGGAUGAUUACGGGAAGCAGUGGGAAGAGUGAGAAUAGUCUCCUGGGACGGUGGUGGCGGGCGCCUAAUAACUGGAAUGUUAGCGUUGAGAGUGGUGGGAAGUAAGAUGUUGGGUUAGAGCUGUGGUCGUUGUCUGUCGUUUUAUUUUCAACUUCAGCUGUCUUGGCUUAAUAGCUUUUUUUGUAUUC